Molecule: messenger RNA, 1398 nt
Organism: Paraphaeosphaeria sporulosa
Lineage: Eukaryota; Fungi; Ascomycota; Dothideomycetes; Pleosporales; Didymosphaeriaceae
Exons: 2
Coding region: 1-1398 (465 amino acids)
Source: RefSeq, a predicted model, not a curated record
AUGAUGUUACCCAGCCUGCUCGCGCUUCCACCUACCAUCCUACUCAUCUGCGCUACGUCUGCCACCGCCGAACCACAAUGGCCACACAACCUGCCGAAGCACAUGAAGUAUUUUCCGGAGGACAAGGUCCAUGUAAAGCGCAGUUUGGACAUACAGGAGAAAAUAAGAAGAGAGAAACCCAUUGGUGUGAAGAAGAUGAGCAGCGAUGCGGGCGAGAUGUUUAUGUUUGACAACUGGAUAUUUGCGUCGGAUAUAGAAAACAAUGAGGCAGCCGAGCGCUCAAAUACCAAUCGCAGAGAGCUGGCGAAUAUAACGGGACAAUUUGAGGCAGCAUUACGACCUGUUGAGGAAGGCUUACACCUCGACUCGUACCUACGAUUUCGGGCAAGAGACAUGCUCUUGAAGCGCGGCUUUAAGUGUCCCACCGGUACAAACGAUUGCUCGUCGAUCGGGCAAGCGAAUAGUUGCUGCAGCACAGGGAGUACAUGCAUAAAGAUAUCUGAUCAGGGAUUCGGUCCUGUGGGUUGUUGUCCGAGCGGAGAAAGUUGCAGUGGAGGCAUAAGUUGUAACACUGGUGAAGGUUAUACCAGCUGCCCAGAGUCCCCGAACGGAGGUUGUUGCCUGCCAGGAUACAGCUGUUCGGGUGUUGGGUGCGUUGCAGUCGAAACGUCCGUCACAUACGUCCAGCCUUCAUCCACAUCAGCAACUAGUGCUGCCUCAUCAACCGGUGUCAUUGUAAUCCCGACUACACAAUCGUCCUCUGCAUCCUCUUCGCCUUCACCAACACCGACACCGUCAACAUCCAGCACAUGUAGCACCGGCUGGUUCUCGUGUCCAGCAUCUGUUGGAGGAGGUUGCUGCCAGAACGGAAGGACCUGUGCAGCAGGUGCUUCUUGUCUCGGUGACGACACUUCUAGUACCAUGGCUCCCUCUGCUCCCGUCCGCCCGACAAGCGAUUCUGGCUCCACAUCUGCACCGCCAGCCUCGUCUUCACCAAAUGACUCCGUUUGCCCUACAGGCUUCUACGUGUGCAGCGCGUAUUAUCCUUCCGGCUGCUGUCGCGUCGGUUCCGAUUGCCAAACAACCGGUGCAUGCAUGCCCACCGCAAGCACGACUGUUGUUAAUACCAAUGGAGUCGUGAUUGUGGCGCCGAGCGGUGCAAGUGUUGCUUCGCAGGGCGGAAGUUGCCCAAGUGCAUGGUACAGCUGUGCCGCAAGUCUGGGUGGAAAUUGCUGUCCAAAUGGCUACUCUUGCGGGGACCAAUGCACAGCGACAGCUGGCUCAAGUGUCGCAGACAAAAUGGCGCCUAGUGCAGCAGCUACUAUACCUUCCGUGAUUUCCAUUUGGGCUAUAAUCACUGGUGCUGUUGGUGUUGGGUUUGCAAUGAUCAUGCUAUGA